AUGGAGCCAGCAGAGAUCAGAUUCUCUCUACAGAGACCUCUACAGCACACAGAUCCAGACAUGGCUCCUACAACCACUGCAGCAAUGACCAACUCUCAGGAGCAUCUCACUCUGACCCACAAGCUCAGAAAACCUCUGGUGGAGAAGUUACGCAGAGAGCGAAUCAACAGCAGCAUUGAGCAGCUCAAGUCUCUCCUGGGUCCAGAGUCCCUCAAACAGCAGCCAGACUCCAAGCUGGAGAAAGCAGACAUCCUGGAGAUGACAGUUUGUGUCCUGAGACGACUGCAGCAGAUGAAUCAGCAGCAGAGAAGACUGCUGAACCACUUCAACAAGCUGCAGUCUUCCUCUGAUAACAACCUGAGAGAGGCUGACUUCUCUCCUCUGAGCUCCACAGUCCAGACCAGCAUCACCACAGACAAGAGUCCAGUCAACAGCGCCCCCUGGAGGCCGUGGUAGACACCUACAGACUGGAGUUGCUGCCAGACAAAGUGAGACCACCAUAUUGGUCAAAGACUAUUGAAAAAUAUAU
Centropristis striata (black sea bass) is the source of this 529-nucleotide messenger RNA. RefSeq names its product transcription factor HES-1-like. The transcript has 2 exons. Gene Ontology annotation, cellular component: nucleus. Lineage: Eukaryota; Metazoa; Chordata; Actinopteri; Perciformes; Serranidae. The record is from RefSeq and is a predicted model, not a curated record. Gene Ontology annotation, biological process: regulation of neurogenesis; anterior/posterior pattern specification; regulation of transcription by RNA polymerase II. Gene Ontology annotation, molecular function: RNA polymerase II cis-regulatory region sequence-specific DNA binding; DNA-binding transcription factor activity, RNA polymerase II-specific; protein dimerization activity. Bases 1 to 456 code for a protein of 151 amino acids.